GACGGGUGUGCAGUGUUUUAACUCUGAAUAUCAUGGAUCCCAUAUACGACUUCGUGUCAGCUCGCACACAGCCUAUGUACACCCUUGGUGUAACGUUGUUCACAGGUUCAUGUUGUGGCCUUCUGUGCACGUUAGCGGCCAUAUUGGCGGCCGUCAUUGAUCGGCGUUCUGACGUACAAAAACUCAUUGAUCAUCCUCCAGUGGCUAAGGACGAUAGCAAAAAAGAAGAAUCGAAGUUUAUCCGUAUAUCUGAUGUAAGGCGAUUUCCGUCCAUAUUCUGGCUUAUUGCCAUCAGCUCCGCUCUCUUCUACCUGCAGCUUUUCCCCUUCGUGACACAGGGAGAGCUGUUCUUUGCAACGAAGUAUUCAAGAAGUCCGAAAGAGGCAAAUACGAUAAACAGCAUGGUUUACAUGGUUGGAGCGGUUUCGAUGCCGCUGUUCGGUGUUGCCAUCGACAGAGUGGGUCGUAACCUGUACUUCCUGAUGACCGGCCUCGUCCUGGGGCUGACCAGCCAUAUCAUGAUGACCUUCACCUUUGUGGAGCCGUACGUAUGCACGGUGAUUCUUGGUCUAGGAUACUCCUUGGUAACCACCACAUGUUGGCCCCUGGUGUCCUACGCGGUCCCUCUGAGGUACCUCGGCACUGCGUUCGGAAUCAUGGGCACCAUUAUUUCUGUGGGGCAGGCCAUUGAUACGUAUUUUGUUGGCUUCAUCGUGGACACUGCCGGCUAUCUGGUCCUUGAAGUGUUCUUUACCAUGUGCGUCAUCUGUUCAAUGAUAGCAGCUGCGUUGUUGUAUUUACGGGACGCGUCAACAGGUGGCCUUCUGAAUCUAAGUACAAAACAACGUGCAGUUUUUCUCAAGCAACAUGUGUGAGACAGACUAUGUAGAAAACGUUCAGAUUUGUUGUGAGAUUUUCAAUUUAAUUUGAUUAAAUUUCGGCGUGUUA
Messenger RNA from Dreissena polymorpha, 948 nucleotides. Its product is annotated as major facilitator superfamily domain-containing protein 1-like. Gene Ontology annotation, biological process: transmembrane transport. Gene Ontology annotation, molecular function: transmembrane transporter activity. The record is from RefSeq and is a predicted model, not a curated record. The coding region runs from base 33 to 875 and encodes 280 amino acids. Lineage: Eukaryota; Metazoa; Mollusca; Bivalvia; Myida; Dreissenidae. The transcript is spliced from 10 exons.